Molecule: messenger RNA, 1846 nt
Organism: Drosophila rhopaloa
Lineage: Eukaryota; Metazoa; Arthropoda; Insecta; Diptera; Drosophilidae
Product: methionine synthase reductase
Exons: 2
Coding region: 68-1432 (454 amino acids)
Biological process (GO): homocysteine metabolic process
Cellular component (GO): cytosol
Molecular function (GO): FMN binding; [methionine synthase] reductase (NADPH) activity; flavin adenine dinucleotide binding
Source: RefSeq, a predicted model, not a curated record
CUGCAGUUUUGGGGCUCUCUCUCUGCUGUCACUCUUGUAGACAUGCGAAUUACUGAAUCCUAAUAAAAUGAGCAUUGGAGCUUAUAUUCUGAGUGAAUAUAUUCCCGCCAAACCGCUGGUCGGUAAUCUGGAGCUGUGCUUUACCGGAGAAGAACAUACACAAAUUGAUGCAAGUGCUCAGUUAAGAUGUGGCGAGGUUUUGAAGUUCCCAUUCGCCCGAACCGAUUCCAAGCCGAGGUCAGUGGUGAUAAAGGGAAGUAAGGUGCUCGUGGGUGCAGAUAAGGAAACGGAGACGAAACGCGUGGUGGAGUUGACCCUGGAGUCGUCUUUUGGUUACCAACCCGGGGACACCAUAGGCGUUGUGCCCAGUAAUAAUUCGGAAAUUGUGGAAAGGUUGCUCCACCGGUUACAACUAAGUGAACAAGCGGACACCACUUGCCAUUUGAAGCUGUCGCUGAACUGCGCUAAGAAGACCGCCAAGUUACCCGCCCACAUUCCUUCAGCGACAAGUCCUCGAGAGAUCCUCACCCACUGCCUGUCUCUUAACUUCGUUCCUCAGAAGCAGCUCCUCAGUGCCCUGUCCGGAUUUACAAGCAACGAACAGGAGCGCGGCUUCCUUGCCUGUCUCUCCUCCAAACAGGCUACAGAGCACUACAAUUCCCUUAUCCUGGAGAAGGGUCUUGUCUUCAUGGAAAUCCUAGACCUUUGCGAAAACUGCAGGCCACCGCUGUGCUUCUUGGCAGAGCACUUGCCACGUCUGCUGCCACGACCCUAUUCCAUAGCCAAUAGUCCUUUGGAAACCGGCGGCCAGGAGCUCCGCAUUAUCUACUCCCUGCUCAACCACAAGCCAGGGGUCACAACCCGCAUGCUGGAGGAGCUUGUCAAACAAAUCAAUACGCAGCAGCCCGCUAAUGUGGUUAUUUACCCCCGACUUAACAACGCAUUUCGCUACACAGAGCAGGAUCUGGGCAGCAACCAAAUCCUCAUAGCAGUGGGUACUGGUCUGGCACCAUUUCUCGGCUUUCUGGCUCACAAAGAAAAGCUUAUAAGCCAACAGCCACAGCGGGAAAAAGGACAUUCCUGGCUUUACAUUGGUGCCAAGACACCAGAAGCUAUUCUUAAGCGGGACCAACUUAAAGCCUGGCAAAAAUCAACGGUUUUGGAGCGACUACGCAUGUGCCAUUCACGAGGAGAUUCCCCUGGCUACGUGCAAGAAAUGAUGGCGGAGGAUAGCGAGGAUCUAGUCAAGUUUUUAUUAAAACAUGACACUGUGAUAUACGUAUGUGCCGAUGGCGCCAAGAUUUCGCAGUCUAUUGCCAAUGGUUUAUGUCUGUGCCUGCAGAAAGUUCUACAUCUCACUGAGGAAGAGGCCUCGAGGCAGCUGAUGGAACUAAAGGCUCAUGGAAAAUAUCGCGAGGAUGUUUGGCUGUAAAGAAAAACAUUCAGAAGCGAUCUAUAGUACAGCCCCCUGUAGAAGUAGCCUGACAAUUAGUUUAAUCUUCGUUUUACUUCCGAUAUUUCUUCACUUCUUUCGAAAGGAAAGAAAGCUUCUUCCUUAAACUUUAAAUUUGUUUGAAGUUAUCUUUUGAAUAAUUAAGCAAGCUUAUUUUACCAAUGUCAAAAUAAAUAUUGCAGAAUAAUCCCAGUUUAGUUUAAUGACAUCCAUUUGUGGAAGAAUGUAAAAAUGUAAAUGUGACCCAGAUUCAAGCUAUGCAAUCAAUUCUUGCUAUUGGUUUGACAGCAGGCUUGACAAAUAAAUGUAUUCAACAGAAUGCUUUGGUCGAAUAAGUAAAUAACGAUAUAUUUAACAACACAAAAUAAAAAUUACAGUGCAAGGUAAACUAAA